Fulvia fulva is the source of this 1017-nucleotide messenger RNA. RefSeq names its product Putative purine nucleoside phosphorylase. NCBI's taxonomy places the organism in Eukaryota, Fungi, Ascomycota, Dothideomycetes, Mycosphaerellales, Mycosphaerellaceae. The transcript has 3 exons. Gene Ontology annotation, biological process: nucleoside metabolic process. Gene Ontology annotation, molecular function: purine-nucleoside phosphorylase activity. The coding region runs from base 1 to 1017 and encodes 338 amino acids. The record is from RefSeq and is a predicted model, not a curated record. Gene Ontology annotation, cellular component: cytoplasm.
AUGGAAGUCCUCCACCACAUAGCAUCCCUCUACCACUCCUUCUCUCACCUCAAACACACUUUCGGCGACGCCCACGACGAGAUGCAGUCUUCAGUUUUCGCGAGGGCAAUCGAAACCGUCGAGUUCCUCCGCCUCAAACUCCCAGAACACCUCGCAAAACCACGAGUGGCCAUAGUCUGCGGCAGCGGUCUUGGAGGUCUCGCACAAACCGUCAACGAAGAAACAGAGGAAUGGGCUUAUAAGGAUGUGCCGAAUUUUCCAUUGAGUACAGUGGCCGGCCACGAAGGCAAGCUCAUAUUCGGCACCAUUGGACCCAACAAAGUGCCCGUCCUCCUCCUCGUAGGCCGUGCCCACUUCUACGAGGGUCACAGUAUGGAAGCCGCGACUUUCGCCACGAGGGUUUGUAAAGUUUUGGGUGUGGAGACUAUCAUCAUGACGAACGCCGCUGGAGGUCUGAAUCAGGAGUACACCGUUGGUGACAUUGUGUGUCUGAAUGACCACCUUAACCUGGCUGGCCUAGUGGGCUUUCACCCACUUCGAGGCCCCAACGAGGAGGACUUUGGAACCAGGUUCCCGCCGCUGAGUGAUGCCUACGACAUCUCGCUGCGGCAACUAGCGCACAAGUCCUGGAAAGACCUGAGACAGCAGCAUCCUAGCCAGCGGAGGAUGCAUGAAGGUGUAUAUGCCUUCGUUGCGGGUCCAACUUAUGAGACCAGGGCAGAGUGUCGAAUGCUCCGCAAUCUCGGUGCAGAUGUGGUUGGGAUGUCGACAGUGCCGGAGAUUGUGGUGGCAAGACAUUCUGGCAUGCGAGUGUUGGCCUUCAGCUUGGUGACGAACAAGUCGGUGCUAGAGCCGACAGUGCGAGCAGAUAAUCCAGAGCUGCAAGGCAUGUCGAUGCAGGAGCUCGCCAGAUAUCUCGGCCAGGGUGCGGCGCAUCAUGAGGAAGUCCUCGAGGCUGGUCGGCUUGCGGCGAAAGAUAUGCAGGGCCUGGUGUUGCGGGUCGUGUCCGAGUUGUAG